Molecule: messenger RNA, 420 nt
Organism: Medioppia subpectinata
Lineage: Eukaryota; Metazoa; Arthropoda; Arachnida; Sarcoptiformes; Oppiidae
Source: the annotation of a GenBank genome assembly
AUGUUAAAUCCAAAUACAGAGCCGAAUGUGUCGAUCAGAGAGCUGGACAUACCGGUGAACGCUGUGGCCACUGCUCUGAAAGACUUCUUCUCGAAACGUUUGCCUCCACUCAUACCGUCAACACUGAUGGAUGAGUUGACAGAAUUGUCGGCUUUUGGUGAGAAGAGCAGUCGUUUGACUUCAUUCAAGGAUUUCUUGAAAAGCCUUCCAUUAGUUAACUUCGAAGUAAUUAAAUUCGUUUUCAAACAUUUUGUAAAAGUGACAGAUAAUUGUCGACUGAAUAGUAUGGACAGCAAGAACUUAGCGAUCUGUUGGUGGCCAACACUCCUUCCGAUUGAGUUCAACGAUAUGCUAGUCUUCGAGCAAAUGAGACCACAUUUGGAGGACUUCGUGCAGACAAUGAUCGAUGAGUUCGAGUUC